Molecule: messenger RNA, 639 nt
Organism: Prunus armeniaca (apricot)
Lineage: Eukaryota; Viridiplantae; Streptophyta; Magnoliopsida; Rosales; Rosaceae
Source: the annotation of a GenBank genome assembly
AUGCCUGAGUCAGCUAGGGGUAGUGACUAUCGUAAAGUAACAGUAAUAGUGGAAGAGAAGUUUGGCAGUUCAGAGCUUCGGCAGGUGGUUGUCCCUUCGGAAGAGCAUCUCCCUUUGGCAGGGAGGAAGACAUGUCUACCUUGGUGUUCAUCAUGCCUUCCGAAGGGAAGGUGUGACGUCACCGCAAGUGGUCCUCCCAAGCUUCGGAAGGGAGCCUUCCGAAGGGAAGGUGUGACGUCAGCACGAGGUCUCCUUCCAAGCUUCGGAAGGGAGCCUUCCGAAGGGAAGGGAAGGUGUGACGUCACCGCAUGUCGCGAAGGGUCCUUCCAAGCUUCGGAAGGGAGCCUUUCGAAGGGAAGGUGUGACGUCAUCACAAGGGAUCCUUCCAAGCUUUGGAAGGGAGCCUUCCGAAGGGAAGGUGUGACGUCAUCAUGCCUUCCAAAGGGAAGGUAUGACGUCACCGUGAGGGAUCCUUCCAAGCUUCGGAAGGGAGCCUUCCGAAGGGAAGGUGUGACAUCAUCGCUUGUCGCGAGGGGUCCUUCCAAGCUUCGAAAGGGAGCCUUCCGAAAGGAAGGUGUGACGUCAUCGCGAGGGAUCCUUCCAAGCUUCGGAAGGGAGCCUUCCGAAGGGAAGGUGUGA